Molecule: messenger RNA, 708 nt
Organism: Impatiens glandulifera
Lineage: Eukaryota; Viridiplantae; Streptophyta; Magnoliopsida; Ericales; Balsaminaceae
Product: protein ABA DEFICIENT 4, chloroplastic-like
Exons: 6
Coding region: 6-686 (226 amino acids)
Source: RefSeq, a predicted model, not a curated record
AAGCUAUGGCUCCCCUUUCAUUAUGUCAUUCCCAAUUCUUACUCAAGAUCAAUCGCAGGGGAUCGGACAUGAACUCUGUUUCAUCGCUCCGACCAGUUCAUUCCAAAUCUUCUCUCCGUCUAAACAGUAACUGGAGUUUCAUAACUGGAUCAAGAUUUCUCAUCAGGCCGCCGCCGUCUUCAUCAUUCAAUCUUCAAAGAAAGAUCCAUGGAUUCUCUCCUGCUGCUGCAUGGUUGAGUCCAGAACUAGCUAGCAAUGCUUUCACAUGGUCUACUGUAGCUGUCCUUCCUUACUAUUCACUCAUGGUUAUUGCUCCAAAAUCUGAACUGACAAAAAGAUCAAUGGAGAGUAGUGUACCAUAUGUUGUUCUUGGAUUGGUGUAUGGAUAUCUUCUUUACCUAUCUUGGACACCUGAUACCUUAAGGACCAUGUUUGCAAGUGAAUAUCUUUUACCCGAGCUGCCUGGUAUGGCUAAGUUGUUCUCUAAUGAGAUGACUUUAGCUUCUGCUUGGGUUCAUUUGUUGGCUAUAGAUCUCUUUGCUGCAAGGCAAGUGUUCAUGGAUGGAUUGGAAGAGGAGAUUGAAACUCGGCAUUCUGUGACUCUAUGUUUGAUGUCUUGUCCAGUUGGAAUCUUAUCUCAUGUUAUUACUAAAGCUAUGAUCAAAAGUAAAAGAAAAUCCCAUUAGAAGAAAGUUUUUUCUUUUUUUU